This is a messenger RNA of Abrus precatorius (Indian licorice), 1199 nucleotides long. RefSeq names its product peptidyl-prolyl cis-trans isomerase FKBP16-1, chloroplastic. Bases 96 to 749 code for a protein of 217 amino acids. Gene Ontology annotation, molecular function: peptidyl-prolyl cis-trans isomerase activity. The record is from RefSeq and is a predicted model, not a curated record. The transcript is spliced from 8 exons. NCBI's taxonomy places the organism in Eukaryota, Viridiplantae, Streptophyta, Magnoliopsida, Fabales, Fabaceae.
AUGAGAAUCUUAAGUGAUUUUUUUUGGAUAGAGUAAUGGAGAUAAAGCUUUACUCGGUUUUGAGCAACCUGAAUUUCUCAAGUUCAUAAUUGAGUAUGGGAGUUUUACCAUUUCUCUUUGUUCCACCUCCAUGUGCUGCUUUUCUAUCUGCAUCUCCAAGGUGCAUGGAAAAUUCAAAUCUCAACUAUGCCGUGCCUGACAGAGUCUCCACACUAACAGUGCAAAAGUUUUCGAGAAGAAUGAUUCUUCAGUUUCUGGGUAUUAACAACAUGAUAUAUUAUGCUUCUACUGCUUUGGCUGCACCAAUUAUGCCAGACAUGAAGGAACCUGAAGUCAUACGGACUUUGAAGCUACGCAGUGGUGUGCUAAUUCAAGAUAUUGUUGAAGGGGAAGGACCAGAAGCACAUGAUGGAGAUUUGGUUAAAUUCAAUUAUGUAUGCAGGCGUGCAAAUGGAUACUUUGUUUUCAGUACAGUGGACCAAUUCAAUGGAGAAAGUAAACCUGUUACACUUCCUUUGGAUGAGAACCAGAUGAUAGUGGGCUUAAAGGAGGUCUUGACUGGCAUGAGAGUUGAUGGAAAGAGAAGAGCACUGAUCCCACCUUCAGCAGGAUAUGUAAAUGAGAACUUGAAACCAAUACCUGAAGAGUUUGGUCCUCGUCGCAGCCUUUUUUCUCAUGCACAAGAGCCUUUGGUAUUCGAAGUUCAACUCGUGAAAAUUUUGAGCCCUCCACCAUUACCUACAUUUUAACUAAAUUACUACUUUUUCUCUAAUGUCAGCUUGCAUUUCAUUACUUUAAGCUAUAUAGUCUUGAUCUAUUAAGAUCUUGGUGGGGGCAAGAUUGCAAGAAUGAAUGUUUCAUAAAGAAAGGAAUGAGAUUAGGAGUGUGUUUAAAAGGGUGUAAAGGAUAUAGGAGAAGGAAGAACUAUAGAUGUAAAGAACAGUGACACACUUGAAAUUUUUUCUUUUGGUCUUAAUGUACUCUACACAAUGCAAUUGGACAUACGAAUGAUGCAGUUGAAUCUACUGGUAACAUGAUUAACAUGUUUAAAGGAGGGAAUUCAAUUGUGUUGUGUGUGAUGCAGAUAAUCGUUUUGUAUUUUAAAUUUAUGAAUAAAAUGUAGGAUGCUAUAUAUAAUCAUUAAAAUAGACAUUAUUUAUGGUUAAUCAGUCAUCAAGGAAACUGAGCAUUGUUAGUGU